This is a messenger RNA of Cannabis sativa, 1009 nucleotides long. RefSeq names its product casparian strip membrane protein 1. The record is from RefSeq and is a predicted model, not a curated record. The transcript has 3 exons. Lineage: Eukaryota; Viridiplantae; Streptophyta; Magnoliopsida; Rosales; Cannabaceae. Bases 160 to 768 code for a protein of 202 amino acids.
AUAUAAUAUUACUAUGCAAAAAAGGCCAUCUCUAUAUAUAAGAUCAAUAUCCAUACCAUUAAUUUCAUCCCACCAAAGCAUAAUACAAUCUCAUCUCUUCAUCCAUUACUACUCAAAUCAAGUGUAACAUAUUCUUAUUUAUUCUCAAAGUAGAAGAAAAUGAAGAGUGGAGAUCAUUCAACCACCAUUGAUGUUGCAGGGCCAAGCAACUCAUCAACAAAAGGAAAAUCAACUACAGUUUUAGUAGCAGCCCCCAAAGCCACAGGAAUGAAGAAAGGAAUGGCCAUAGCCGACUUCGUCUUAAGGCUUGGCGCCAUAAUUGCUGCGCUUUCAGCUGCAGCCACCAUGGGAACCAGUGAUGAAAGUCUUCCUUUCUUCACUCAGUUCUUCCAAUUUGAAGCUAGCUACGAUGACAUGCCAACAUUUCAAUUUUUCCUGAUAGCAAUGGCACUAGUGAGUGGCUACCUAGUCCUCUCUCUUCCAUUCUCCAUAGUCACCAUUGUUCGUCCCCAUGCAUCUGGAAUCAAGCUCUUCCUUGUCAUUAUGGACACUGUGGCACUAACUCUGGCCACUUCAGCCGCGGCUGCAGCGGCCGCCAUAGUUUACUUGGCUCACAAUGGCAAUGCUAGCUCGAACUGGCUUGCCAUUUGUAACCAAUUCACAGAUUUCUGCCAGAAUGUGAGUGGAGCUGUGGUGGCUGCUUUUGUUAGUGUUGUUGUCUUCAUAUGCUUGAUUCUGCUCUCUGCUUUGUUUCUCAGAAAACAUUAAAUGUUAGAAGUUGUUCACCAAAAAUUUAUCAAGAAAAAUCUCCAGAUCAUGGUUAAUUUCUAUUAAUUGUUUAUGAUGUGUGUAAUGUGAUGAUGAUUUUAUUUUACUUUGUUAUUUGCUUGGAAAAAUGUUAUAGUAGAGUGGAAUAUAUUGUAACACUUUGUUAUUAUCCUUAAUAUAAUUGUAAACUUUGAUUUGCUUCACCUUUUAAUACUAUUUCUGUCUUUUCUCUAAUUAUUAU